AUGGCAGUACGGGUGCGCCUGCCGCCACCACCUCAGCCUCCCUGGUCUGAGCGUGGCACUGAAGGCCGCCCCUGCCGCCUCCCUGUCAGCCCGCCCUCAGCCUGCCGCCUCCAGAGUCUACCGCCGCCUUCCGCCGCCAUCUCCUGCACGGUUGCACUCCGCCUUCACUUGCUCCUGCACAAGCCCCCGCCGCCCGCUGAUUGGGUUGGAAGGGUUGAGAUGCUGGUAUCAGGCUCCGAGUUCCCGCCCAGCUGCAGGCCGCCGCUGACUGGCUGGCGCGCCCCAGAGCCCUCCCCGCCGCCGCGCUCCCCGCUCCGCAUUGGCUUUCCCCUCCUUGGGCGUCUGCAGAUCGCGCCCCGUGAGGCUGCACGGCCUGACAGAACUCCCCUGCGGUUCACGAACAGCGCCCCGCCGCCCUGCCUCCCGCUGCCACACAGGCCGGGACUCGCUGCCGGUGGUGCAGGGAAAGGUGUUGUGGCAGCAUUGCACGUCCAAAGAAUAGACUCUGUGUACCUGGUGACAAGUUUUCAAGUGUCUAGGAGUCUUUAG
Molecule: messenger RNA, 549 nt
Organism: Scylla paramamosain (green mud crab)
Lineage: Eukaryota; Metazoa; Arthropoda; Malacostraca; Decapoda; Portunidae
Exons: 3
Coding region: 1-549 (182 amino acids)
Source: RefSeq, a predicted model, not a curated record